Hibiscus syriacus is the source of this 1018-nucleotide messenger RNA. RefSeq lists its product as uncharacterized. The record is from RefSeq and is a predicted model, not a curated record. Lineage: Eukaryota; Viridiplantae; Streptophyta; Magnoliopsida; Malvales; Malvaceae. Bases 94 to 876 code for a protein of 260 amino acids. The transcript has 3 exons.
UUCAUCCAUGAGCAUCCUAUAUAUGUACUCGUUAUUUAUCAUAAUCUCUUGCUCCAUUCCGAUCUGUUUUCGAUCUUAGGUGUCAGAAUUGAGAUGGAGAGAAAGUCAUCGUCUUGUAGGCGCAGGCGAAAUUCCAUCGGUUGCAUGCCUGCCAUUUUCAGCUUCUUCACCAAAAACCAUAAGCGCUCGAAAUUUAUCACCCGUGGGAAAGAGCGGCGAAAGGAGGCGGCCGACGGCGAAGAGAGGCCAAAAGAUGCAAAGCUUGUAAUUAGGAGUCCAACGCUUCCAGUAGAGAUGCGGCGAUCGUUGUCGGUUGAGGUGGGGAACCAUCGCCAUGCAUUAGUGGCGAGGUUGAUGGGAGUAGAUAAAUUUCCUCCGCCAUUGGAAUCCAGUUCCGUUGCCGAUGAGAGAGUGAGUUUGCAGCAGGUAAGACCAGCGGAGAAGUGCGACGAGGACUUGAAGGCGCUUCAAAGGAUUAUUGAAGUUGUGAAGACGAGCAUCGGUGUUGGAUUUGGGGAAUGCAAUGAGCUUAGAGGAAGACGAAGCCUACAGCAGAAGCACCAAGUAAUUAAGAAGAAGGCAGAGGAAGAGGACAUCGCUGCCACUGCCAGCAGUGGGGAAAUCAGCUUCCUCCGUAGAUUUACAACGGAACACGUUGCUUAUGCGAAAAGCAAUAACAAUGAUGAGGGAAAUGAUUCAGUUUCGAGCAUGAGAAGAAGCGCAUUAGCCAUGAUGCACAGUGUGCAUCAAGUGUGCAAGGAUAUUGCAUGGGGUGAAAGGCGAGAGAUUGGCAUAAUAGGCUUGGCGUUGCAGCAGAAUAUUUUCAGAGAUUUGAUUCAUGAGCUUGUUCAAGACAUUGCUUGCUACUCUAACUAAUUUCAUCCCUUCCAUUUCAAGCACUAUAUGUAGAGAGCCACGAUCCAUUUAGAGAGUUGUUGGAUUAAGGAUGGAUGAAAAUAGAUGACUGAGAAUAUCUCUAUAUUUCUUAUUAUUGAUUUCAACUGUCAAUUUUCACUCA